Coffea arabica (coffee) is the source of this 1781-nucleotide messenger RNA. RefSeq names its product protein kinase G11A-like. NCBI's taxonomy places the organism in Eukaryota, Viridiplantae, Streptophyta, Magnoliopsida, Gentianales, Rubiaceae. The record is from RefSeq and is a predicted model, not a curated record. Gene Ontology annotation, biological process: protein phosphorylation. Gene Ontology annotation, molecular function: protein kinase activity; ATP binding.
GAAGACGUCUAACUCGGGGCCCAAUGAAGAGCCAAUUUGUCCACUAAAUCCGGUUCCCUAAAACCACGUCUUCCCUUCUCACUACAUUUCAUUGCCCAAAGUCCCCACAUUUCCCGGCCCAUUUAGAGCUCCUUGCCCCGAUAUCCAGCCCCCCAUCGCCCCCUUCAAAAUCCCCACAACCCCCAUUUUCCACAUCCACUCCCACCAUUUCAGUGUUCUUCCACUGGAAUAGCCAACUAGCGACCGGAAAAACUAACCAGCCAAGCCAAGCAAUGGAGCCAUGGCUUGACGACUUAGCCGACGACCUCCAAAGCAUGAGUUUCAACUCCACCACUACAGCCACCACCACCACCACCACCGCCACCGACAUCCACCGUUCCACGAGUUCCGGUUCGGAGACCACCUGGACUGCAACCUCCUCCUCUUCCUCCUCCGCCCACCACGUUUUCCCUCUUCCCCCUACAGCCCACCAAAAGCCUCACUCCUCCACUCCCUCCGGUGACCCUUGCUGGGACGCCAUCCGUCGCGCCCGCUCCUCUUCCCCUUCCUCCACUCUCUCCCUCUCCGACCUCCGCUUCCUCCACCGCCUCGGCUCCGGCGACAUCGGGUCCGUCUACCUCUCCGAGAUCAAAUCUCCCGAGCCCCCUCCUCCUCCUCCUCCUCCUGCUCAGCAUUCUUCCUCUACUCAACCGGCGCUUUUCGCCGCUAAAGUAAUGGACAAGAGAGAGCUGGCGGGCCGUAAUAAAGAAGGAAGAGCGAGGACGGAGAAGGAAAUUCUCGAAAUGCUAGACCAUCCAUUUCUGCCCACGCUCUACUCCUCCAUUGACUCUCCGAAAUGGUCGUGUCUGUUAACGGAGUUCUGCCCCGGCGGCGACCUCCACGUCCUCCGCCAGCGCCAGCCGUUAAAACGAUUCCCUGAAUCCGCCGUCAGGUUCUACGCAUCAGAAGUGGUGGUGGCUUUAGAAUACAUCCACAUGUUGGGAAUCGUUUACCGUGAUCUUAAGCCUGAGAAUGUGUUGGUCCGAUCCGACGGUCAUAUUAUGCUGACAGAUUUUGACUUAUCCCUAAAGUGCGACACAUCUACGUCAACACCGGCUCAAGUGAUCUCCAAACAAAAUCCACCCAAUGCGCCUGCACCAAAUGAGUACAGCAUUGAUCCACCAGCUUUUACCUCAACUUCAUGCAUUCUUCCCAGCUGCAUUGUCCCUGCUGUUUCUUGCUUCCACCCUAAGCGUAAGCGAAAGAAGAAGCCAGGGCAACACAACAGGCCGGAGUUCGUGGCCGAGCCUAUUGACGUCCGAUCAAUGUCGUUUGUCGGGACACACGAGUAUCUGGCGCCGGAGAUCGUCUCCGGGGAAGGUCAUGGUAGUGCAGUGGAUUGGUGGACGCUAGGGAUAUUCAUUUUUGAGCUGUUCUAUGGUGUGACGCCCUUUAGGGGAAUGGACCAUGAGCUCACACUGGCUAAUAUCGUAGCUCGAGCCCUUGAGUUCCCAAAAGAGCCGGGGAUACCGGCCGGCGCGAAGGACUUGAUAUCACAGCUUCUCGUGAAGGAUCCGGCGAGGCGGAUGGGAUCAACCAUGGGUGCAUCAGCCAUCAAACACCAUCCCUUCUUCCAUGGAGUUAAUUGGGCACUUUUAAGAUGUACAUCUCCACCUUUUGUUCCUCCUCCAUUUAGUAGAGAUGUAAUAUCGGAUGAAAAUUGUUCAGAAGACAAUAAUGCCCCCGUGGAUUAUUACUAAUUACUAUGAAUAAUGAGAAGAAAAAAAUUUCUCUAAUGCUCA